AUGUGUGGUAUUGGUGCUUUUAUUCCAUUAUUGCAAGCCAACAACAACAACACCGAUUCUUGUCAUUCCAUACCAUUACAUCAUUUCAUUCAAACAUUAUCAAAUAUUCAUUUAUGUGACGAUGAUGAUGACAAUGAAAUGAUUUUGCCAAAUAAUAGUAAUAUUAAUAAUAAUAGUAGCAAUAAUAAUAAUAGUAGCAAUAAUAUUAUUCAUAAUAAUAAUAAUAAUAAUAAUAGUAAUCCUCAUACACCUACCUCUGAUAAUAGAUCCACAACAACAACAACAACAACAACCACAGACAUUCAAAAGUCCACAUGUUCCGAAAAUCAACCAAUAAUCCAUCAUUUUCCUUUCAAGAAAUCACAAACAUCCUUUCAACAAAUGAUCAAUGACAUGAAAAAUCAAUUACAAUUCAGAGGUCCUGAUUAUUCAGAAAUUAUUUCAUUCACACCCAUGUCGAAUGAUUCAAAAUUACAUUUCAUUUCAAGUGUAUUAUCAUUGAGAGGAAAUACAUUAUGUAAACAACCAAUUUAUAAUCAAGAUUUUGUAUUAUUAUGGAAUGGUGAAAUUUAUGGAAUGAAUUCAAUGAAUAAUAAUAAUCAUUCAAUAGAUAAUAAUAUUAAUAAUAAUCAUUCAAUAGAUAAUAAUAUUAAUCAUUCAAUAGAUGAUAAUCAUUUAAUAGAUGGUACAAUAGAUAAUAAUAUUAAUAAUAAUCAUUCAAUAGAUGGUAAUAAUAAUAUUGACAUGUCGUCCAAUAAUAAUGAAUUAUUGAAAUAUGGUAGUGAUACAUUAUUUUUAUUUCAUUUAAUUGAACAAUGUAUGAUGAAGGAAGAAUCGGAAGAAUCUUCUUCUUCUUCUUCUAAUAAUAAUAAUAAUAAUGGUAUCGAAAACAAUCCUCAUUCCCAUAGGAAUAAGAAGACUCUCUCUUCAAUUCUUUCCAUCUUUCAAAAUAUUCAAGGAGAAUUUGCAUUUAUUUUGUAUCUCAGAAAAUAUGAUCAUGUAUUAUUUGGAAGAGAUCGAUUAGGAAGAAGAAGUUUAUUGUUUUCAAUUGUACCAAUAUGUCCAUCAUCAGAAGGGAGUGAAGAUCCAACAAAUAGUUGUCCUAAUACUACCACUACCACCAACACUACUACCACUACUACCAAUACUACCACUACUCCUAAUCAUGAUGAAAUGACUCAUUAUUCCUUAAUACUCUCAAGUACUAGUUUCAAUUUAUCUCAACAACAACCACAAGUGAUGAAGGAUCCGAAUGCAUCAUCUUUUCUCUCAUCUUUUCAUCUUUUCAAUAACCACACCACUGAGAAUACCACCUUUCAUGACUCUCCUCACAAUUUGUUGAUGACGACAUGGUACAAUCUCUCUCCACAUAUCUUUUUAUUAGAUUUAUCAAGUCCUACUCGUACUACUACUACUACUACUACUUUGGAGAAGAUUGAAUAUGAUGAUGCAACACCACCACUCACACCCUCACCACCACUCACAUCACCACCACCACGAUCAACAACUCUAUCACCACCACUCGAACCACAACAACCACUCAUUCAUGACCAAAAUAGAAUUCAAUUAUAUGAUGAAAAUGCCAAUGUCAUGAAUUAUUUAGAUACCUUUCAUCAAUUAUUAUCCAAUAGUGUGAAUGUGAGAGUGAAUUAUUUAAAUGAUCAAGCAACCACGAUGAUGAUGCAUUCAUUAAAUAACAAUAAUACUACCAAUACUACUACUGUCAAUACUACUACUGUCAAUACUACUACUAUCAAUACUACUAUUAACACUGCUCAAUGUCAUCAUCCUACAUGUAAUGGUGCAACCACUCCUCUUCCCAAUGAAGCACCAUUUGCAAUUCUAUUUUCUGGUGGAAUUGAUAGUAUUGUAUUAGCUGCAUUGGCACAUUUAAAUACUUGUAACAAUACCUCAGAGAAUCAUCAUGUGAUGAAUGAGAAGAACAAUAGUAGUAACACCACCACUUUCACCACCACUCAUUCAUUAUUGACACUUCAGUCCUCUUCUUCUUCUUCCUCAUUAUUGACACUUCAGUCCUCUUCUUCUUUACCCAAAAUUACACUCAUCAAUGUCUCUUUUGGAAAUACACUCUCUCAAAUUGAAUCUUCACAUGAUCGAAUUCAAAGUAUUCAAUCCUUCAAAAUGCUCAAUUCAAAAUACAAUCAUCGAUUUCGUUUACUUCUAGUCAAUGUAUUGAAGAGUGAAUUAGAGACAUUGUAUUCAGAGAGAAUUAAACAAUGCAUUCAUCCCAAUAACACUGUAUUGGAUUAUACCAUUGGAUGUGUCUUGUGGUGUGCAUCGAGAGGAAUUGGAAUUUUAUAUGAUGAAAUUGAUGAUCAAAUAUUUGGUAAUAAUGAUGUCCAUGAGGAAAAGAAGAAUGAACAACAAAUAUUUGGUGAUGAUGUCCAUGAGGAAAAUAAUCAUUUGAAAAAGAAGAAUGAACAACAAAUAUUUGGUAAUAAUAAUAAUGACCAUGAGAAAAAGAAUGAUUUGAAAAAGAAUGAUUUGAAUCUUUUUCAAUCCACAAGUAGAGUCUUGUUGUGUGGCGUUGGAAGUGAUGAAUUAUUUGGUGGUUAUCGAAGAUAUUUGAAAAGAUUUUCACAACAAGGAUGGGAAGGAUUGAAUACUGAAAUGAAUAUGGAUAUGAAUCGAUUGUGGUAUAGAAAUUUAGGAAGAGAUGAUCGAAUCAUUAGUAGUCAUGGAAAAGAAUGUCGAUUACCUUAUUUGGAUGAAUCAUUGAUACGCUAUGUUCAGAAAUUACCAUUGAAUGUCAUUGUUGAUUUGAGAGAAAAGAUUGAACUUGAAAAGACAUUGAAAUGUAAUAAUUCGAGAGAAGGUGCACUCAUUACACGAGAUAAGUUAAUAUUGAGAGAAUAUUGUAAACAUGUAUUAGGUAUUGAAAAAUGUAAUCAACCCAAGAAGGCAAUGCAAUUUGCUUCGAAUAUUGCAAAGGUGAUAAGAACAAGAAGAAAAGAGAGAGGAGAUAAAAGAAUUGAUGAGUAA
This is a messenger RNA of Naegleria fowleri, 3003 nucleotides long. RefSeq lists its product as uncharacterized. The record is from RefSeq and is a predicted model, not a curated record. NCBI's taxonomy places the organism in Eukaryota, Heterolobosea, Eutetramitea, Acrasida, Naegleriidae. Gene Ontology annotation, molecular function: asparagine synthase (glutamine-hydrolyzing) activity. The transcript has a single exon. Bases 1 to 3003 code for a protein of 1000 amino acids.